AUGCAUGACGCCUGGACUGCUCGCAAAGCUGAGGAGAUCCAAGGCUACGCGGACCGCAACGAAUGGAAGAACUUCUUCUCCGCAAUCAAAGCUGUCUACGGUCCGCCGACGAAAGGCACUGCUCCUCUCCUCAACGCCGAAGGUAGCACUCUCCUGACUGAGAAGACACAAAUUAUACAGAGAUGGGCCGAUAAUUUUCGAGGCGUCCUCAACCGCCCCUCCACCAUCUCCGACGCCGCCAUCGACCGUUUGCCGCAAGUAGAGACCAACGUGGACCUCGACCUCCCGCCAUCCCUCCAGGAAACCAUCAGGGCCGUGCCGCAGCUCUCCAGUGGGAAAGCACCCGGUUCGGACGCAAUCCCUUCUGAGGUCAAUAAGCACGGAGGUCCCUAACUAAUGGAUCACCUGACUGCGCUCUUCCAGGAGAUGUGGCGCCAGGGUGAAAUCCCACAAGAUUUCAAAGACGCAAUCAUCGUGCAUCUCUACAAGCGAAAGGGGAACGCCAAGUCCGCGACAAUCACCGCGGCAUCUCCUUGCUGAAAAUCGCCGGGAAGAUCUUCGCUCGCAUCCUUCUCAACCGCCUGAAUAACCAUCUGGAACAGGGCCUUCUGCCGAAAAGCCAAUGCGGCUUCCGUCGUCAUCGCAGAUUCACGGAUAUGAUGUUUGCCGCCCGUCAACUACAGGAGAAGUGCCAGGAGAUGCGGACCCACCUGUACUCUACCUUCGUGAACCUGACGAAAGCCUUCGACACAGUGAAUCGUGAAGGACUGUGGAAAAUCAUGCAGAAAUUCGGCUGUCUGGAGCGAUUCAUUCAGCUGGAGCGUCAGCUGCAUGACGGCAUGAUGGCGAGAGUCACGGAUAACGGAGCUGUCUCAGAGGCAUUCGCAGUGACCAACGGAGUGAAGCAGGGAUGCGUGCUGGCGCCCACCCUCUUCAGUCUUAUGUUUUCUGCCAUGUUGAUGGACGCCAACCGUGACGAACACCCUGGGAUCCGCAUCGCCUACAGGACGGACGGUCACCUUCUGAAUCAACGGCGGAUGCACUUUCAAUCACGCGCAUGGACGACGAGCGACUGUCCAAACGACUCUUCUACGGAGACGUCGCCACGGUCUCUCGCCGCCAAGGAGGCCAAAUUCGUUGAUACAAGGAUACUCUUAAGUCCUCCCUGAAGCAUCUGCAAAUUAACUCGACCAACUGGGAGGAGCUCGCCCUCGACCGACCGACCUGGAGGAGGAAAGUGAAGACAGGCGCUGCGAUCUAUGAGACCAACCGAAUCGCCGCUGCCAAAGUGAAACGCAUCGCAUGGGCCUACUCGGCCACAUGCGCAUCCACGACGACCUGCGGUAGACAACCGCCGGCUACACCACACCACAACAUCCUCCCUCCCUCCCUCCCUGCCUCCACCACCACCACCACCACCACCACCACCACCAUCACCACCCCACCAGAAAUCAACACUCACAUACCUCAUGCACUCAACUGUCACCUCCCACGCAAGUGGGAAGUGUGCAUCUCGACUCGGUCCCCAUGCGGCUUCGGCUGCACGGGUGACUUGAGUCUGAGACUGUCCCGGCACGUCAAGCGUCGUGGACAGGAAGGUUACUGA
Spirometra erinaceieuropaei is the source of this 1606-nucleotide messenger RNA. The record is from the annotation of a GenBank genome assembly. NCBI's taxonomy places the organism in Eukaryota, Metazoa, Platyhelminthes, Cestoda, Diphyllobothriidea, Diphyllobothriidae.